AAUUUAAAAAUAAAUGGGUUAAAGUUUCACUCAGAUCCGUGUUUUCACAAAAAUCUGGAAUUACUGUAUUUAUUCAUGUAUCAUACUAGAAAUUUAACCCUAAAAAUCAUCCAUAAAAUGGGGGGAUAGUAUUAUAUAUGGGUUAUUGAUGAUUAGAUUUUCAAUGCUUUUUAAUCUCAAAAAAUCAUAAUCAUAUUGUACUCGAGAUCGUAUAAUACAUGAAUAAAUACGGUAGGCUGCAUUUCUGGUAAACAUUCACACAUCAAAAACCUUCAGCUCAUUAAGCUGCUGUCACCUUUGUUUUAAGUAAUUUGUAACUUAACUUUAUUGACAACUAGUUCCUUCAAAAAAAACUGUUUAAAAUCUACUUCAGCUACUGGCUCCGUUUGUCUUCUUUAGCUACWUUUUAGCCUUUUCUACUUGUAGCUUUCAGCUAUUGUUUCUAACCAAAGGUUAAAAAUAAGUGCAUUUUUAUUUUCUGAACAGUUUAAUAAAAGCGGUGAUGCUUGGGGGGGCGGAGUCAAUCUGACGGGCCCCGCCCCCUCCCUCCUGUACAUAAAAACUUUCCGGCGCGUGCUCCUGGACUUUUAACGCACGCCGGAAUGGAUCCGCUCCUCUGCGCUCUCUGGUCCCCCUCAGCGGACCGGGAGAGUCCGGUCGGACCGGUCUGAAGAGGUUCUGGAAGGAAGGAUGCUCCGGCAGGAAGUGGCUCUGUGGAACCUGUUGGACCUCAGAAGGCCGGAUCGGGUUGACUGAUGACGGACCUGAACUGGACUCCUGGUUCUGUCAUCUCGGGAGGAUCUUAUAAUGACGUCAGAAUAAAGCUAGAAUCGUUUCAGAAAGGCUGAAGUGGACCGGGUCUUCAAGAGUCCGGUUCUGGACUGAAGGGGUCUUCCCAGUUUUUUUAAUUUUAUUUUUUAGUUUGGAUGAUUUUAUUGUGAAAGGAAAGAGGAAAUUGACUCUUGACUCCUCUGUAAGAUGACCGUCUGUCUUCUCCGGAUGGUCCUCCUCUUGGUUCUGGUCCCGGUUCUACUCCUCUGCUCCCGCUGCAGCGCCCAGUCUGACCCGGACUCGACCCGGGUCUCCUGCGCGUCCUGCGCCGCCUCCGCUCAGCCCGAGGAGGAGGAGGAGGAGUCCGGACGGGUGGACGGAGAGCUCCUGGAGGCGGUGAAGAGGCACAUCCUGACUCGACUGCAGCUCCGGGACCGGCCCAACAUCACACACCCGGUUCCGAAGGCUGCCAUGGUGACGGCGCUCCGGAAGCUGCACGCGGGGAAGCUGCGCGAGGACGGCAGGCUGGAGAUCCCGAACCUGGACGGACUCCCGAUGGGACCCGAGGUUCUGGAGGAAAGUUCGGAGAUCAUCAGUUUCGCAGAGAAAGAUGACCUGGUCACAUCCAAAUCCAGCAUGUUCUUCUUGAUCUCCAACGAGGGGAACCAGAACCUCCACGUGACCCAGGCCACCCUCUGGCUGUACUUCAGGCUGCAGCUUCCUGCCGUGGAGGUGCGUGGGAAAAGGAAGGUGACGGUGAAGGUGUACUACCAGGAGCCGGGCCUCGGCAGCAGGUGGAACCUGGUGGAGAAGCGGGUGGAGCUGAGGCGCAGYGGCUGGCACACCUUUCUGCUCACCAACGCCGUCCGCCUGGCGUUCGCCAAAGGAGCCGACCGGCGSCAGAACCUGGACAUACGCUGUGAGGGCUGCGAGGCCGAGGGCGUGGUGCCGGUCCUGCUGAACCUGAACGAUGAGUCCCACCGGCCCUUUCUGGUGGUGCGGGCGCGGCAGGCGGACGGCAAGCACCGCAUCAGGAAGAGAGGACUGGAGUGCGACGGSAGCAGCAGCCUGUGCUGCCGGCAGCAGUUCUACAUUGACUUCCGGCUCAUCGGCUGGAACGACUGGAUCAUCGCGCCCUCGGGCUACUUUGGGAACUACUGCGAGGGGAACUGUCCCGCCUACAUGGCCGGCGUGCCCGGCUCUGCRUCGUCUUUUCACACAGCGGUGGUGAAUCAGUACCGCAUGAGGGGGAUGAGCCCCGGAUCCAUGAACUCCUGCUGCAUCCCCACCAAGCUCAGCACCAUGUCCAUGCUGUACUUCGACGACGAGUACAACAUCGUGAAGCGGGACGUGCCCAACAUGAUCGUGGACGAGUGCGGCUGCGCCUGACACUUUACUUCUUUCAUGACAGAAAAACAGAUUAUUUAUGGAGACACAUCCACAAACUCAUGUACACCUGCACACGUUUUCUUAUAUAUGUUUGUUGAUGCUCACACAGGAGGUCUCUUCUAGGCCCCGCCCACCUGGGAAACAAUCAACAGAUCCUCAUUAGAUCUGGAAGACUUUGGUAAUCCUGUAGUCUUUACUGAGCACGAUAAUCUGCCAUGUUGUUAGAGUGAAACUGAGACAGAGAGGGGGAUUGAUCCGGGUCAGAUCGGAUCCACGAACUGUGGUGUCAACUCUGAUAGCAGAACCUACAAACAGCACUUCUGGUCUUUAAUCCCAAGUUAAGAACAAAUAAAAAACGAAAAUCUCUGCAGAAAGUUCACAGAACCAGAGAAACUCUCCAAAGAAAAGACAAAACAUUAAACAGAAAAUUCAUUUAAAAAAUGAGUCGAUCGUGAAACAACAUUUGUUAAAUGUGGAAAAUCUACCUAUCAGCUGGUAAUUCAUGAACUGUGCAGUUCUCAACAAGACCCAAACUAGACCCAAUGUAGACUUAAUCUAGUCCCAAACUAAACCCGAAUUGAACCCAAGUUAGACCCAAUCCAGACCUGAUCUAGUCCCAAGCUAGAUCCAAAUUGGACCCAAAUACAAAACCCAAAAAAGACAACAAAUUAAAUCCAAUCUAGACCUGAUCUAGUCUGAAACUAGAUCUAAAUUAGACCCAAAAAAGACAUAAACUAGACCCGAACUAAACCUGAACUGAACCCAAAUUGAACCAAGUUAAACCCAUACAUUGGACCCAAUCUAGACUUAGUCUAGUUCCAAACUAGACCUUAAUUAGAUCUAAAAAAGACCCAAAAUAUCCCAAAGUGAAACAAGUCAAACCCAAACUAGAUCCAAAUCAGACACAAGUUGAACUCAAAUAGAACCAAAAUGAAAUAUUAACAGUAAAAAUUAACAUUCUUUAAUUUUUAUUUCUCACCAUUUUCUGACCUGACCUGCUGGUGAAGUCAUGUAAGAAUCGUCUAUACUGAGACCUGAUGGUGGGGACUAUUUCCUGGAACAUAUGGGUGAUGUGUGUUUACUGAUGAGUGGUCUUUGUCUGUUGGAGCAGAUUUCAUAUUUAUUUGUAGUUUUUUGGUUUUUCUGAGUCAAUAUUGGAACACGGUGGUCUUGGUGCUCCUUUAAAAUUAACAUUAGACUUUAACAUUACAUCACUGAGCAAAGAUAUCUGAACAUGAUGUUUACUGGUUUACAUCUUUGAAUAUUUGCAUCGUAAACACAAAUAUAAACAAAUAUAAACAAUUAUCACAGGAAUCAAACCAGCAAAUCCUUCAAAUACCCAGUCCGAACCAUCRGUAUUCAUAUCACUGAUGUUCUUCAGUAAAUGGUUCUGACCAUCGUGUCCCUGUCCUGAUGGUCUUCGCUUCCAGCUGUGCAUAAAAUUAAAGUUAAUGAAAUAAAACUAGCAUGUUAAUAUUUCCUGUUCUUCAGCUGAGAUGAAGGGGUCUAAAGGUGACCUUUGAUAUUUGGGUCUAGUUGAAACGUAUGUAAACUAUGAGACUCAUAUUUGUCUAUUGGAUAAAUCAGUUUAGUUCAAGUUUAUGACAUAACUAAAAGUACUAAAUUUAUAAAAUAUUUUAGAAAAUAAAAAAAAUAUUUUAAAAGUUUUCAUAGUUAAACUAUGAAUUUUAUUCAGAUUUUAUUUCCUUUUUGUCUUUAGAAUUAAGCCUGAAAUGUAAAGAAUGAGCAGCCUUCUGUUCUGUAUUUUAUUUAAACUGAUUGAAAAWUUUUCAGUCAGUCUAAACACAAACAAACAAUCAAAGUUUAUGCAUCAAACAAAACAUAUAAAGUGAGAAACAUAWGUAGUUUUAUGUUUCUGUGAUGGGCACUUAAAGACUUUUCAGGUCAAA
This is a messenger RNA of Austrofundulus limnaeus, 4070 nucleotides long. Its product is annotated as inhibin beta B chain. Gene Ontology annotation, molecular function: growth factor activity; cytokine activity. The record is from RefSeq and is a predicted model, not a curated record. NCBI's taxonomy places the organism in Eukaryota, Metazoa, Chordata, Actinopteri, Cyprinodontiformes, Rivulidae. The transcript has 2 exons. Gene Ontology annotation, cellular component: extracellular region. Bases 979 to 2160 code for a protein of 393 amino acids.